Messenger RNA from Biomphalaria glabrata, 1861 nucleotides. RefSeq names its product 4-galactosyl-N-acetylglucosaminide 3-alpha-L-fucosyltransferase 9-like. The coding region runs from base 94 to 1626 and encodes 510 amino acids. The transcript is spliced from 3 exons. Gene Ontology annotation, molecular function: alpha-(1->3)-fucosyltransferase activity. Gene Ontology annotation, cellular component: membrane. The record is from RefSeq and is a predicted model, not a curated record. NCBI's taxonomy places the organism in Eukaryota, Metazoa, Mollusca, Gastropoda, Planorbidae.
GAUUUACCGAAGUAAAUAGUGCAGCUUGCGCACAUAAAUCUAUGAGAACUUGGAUUCUGAUUUUCGUAGAUACAACACGUGAUAUAUAAGCAUAUGUAUUUUUUUAUAACGUGUGAGCCGUUAGAUAAUACCAUUAUGAAACUUAUUCAUAAAGUUUUAUUGCUCUUUGGUUUCGCCGUCGGGCUAUCUACUUACUGGAGGAAAGAUCUGGUUGAUUUAUCAUGGAACUCACUAAAAAUAGGUCCUAACGUUAAAGAAAUCAACCAACAUUUAAGAAUAGCAAAUGUAUUUGGAAACGAAAGCUUGGCAAAUGAAAUACAAAUAUCUAGAUCUAUUUCACAGUUACUAAAGACGACCUAUCUAAAUUCAUUUACUCAAGUCUUGCAUGAGGAAAGAUUCAUAAAUAAAACUUUAUCAGAGUAUGUCUUGAGAUCGAGUCUUGGACUUGAGCCUUACACUACUGAAAACCACGAAGACAUUUGGAUAGAAAAUGGAGUCCAAUACCGCCCUUAUCAAUUAGAGAAUAGAACAGACAAUCCAUUUUCUACCUCAGAAUUUCAAGCCUAUGUGCCAUUUAAUAAAUCUGCAUUUUUUGAAGCAGACAAAACACUUGAUGUUACAGAAAAGAAAAUUAUUCUUUGGUGGCAGGACAAUACUUUUCAUACGCCGACAGAAGGAUUGCUUCCCCUCAGAGCAUGUCCUGAGUUCCCGUGUGUCAUCACGUCCAACAGGACUUACACAGAGAACAGCAGUGCUUUAAUAUUCAACGGUCAAUAUGUCGAAGAUAAGCAGCCACCUAACAGAGCCAAAGACCAAAUCUGGAUAUUCUACCAAAUAGAGGCUCCUUACAAUUAUUUCAGGAUUCAUUUCAAUAUACUGGACCGUCAAUUUAGUUGGAAUGCUGCGUUCAACUGGACAAUGUCCUAUCGCAUGGACUCGGACAUCGUGACAUAUUAUGGGAUUGUUAGAAAACGAAGAGAAGUGAAAGACAAAAAGUACAAGGAGAUACUGGGCCAGAAAAAAGGUCUCAUUGCCUGGGUCGUGUCUCAUUGUCAUGUCGGUUCUAAAAGGGACGAAUAUGUCCAAGAGCUCAAAAAAUAUGUCCCUGUAGAUAUUUAUGGAGGGUGUGGCACUUUCAAAUGUUCUGUAAGCAAUGAUAAAGACUGCAUUCAAGAAAUAAAUGCCAAAUACAAAUUUUACCUUGCGUUUGAGAACAAUUUCUGUAAGGAUUAUAUCACAGAAAAGUUAUACAAAUAUUUAGACGGAGACAUGAUCAUCAUUGCUCGCGGCUAUAACAGCUAUUCUAAAGUUUUACCUUCGGAGACAUUUAUAAACACUGCCAACUACAAGUCUCCCAAGGAGCUUGCGGAAAGAAUUCUCUAUCUUGACACACACGAUGAGGAUUACUUGCGAAUGUUGAAAGAAAAAGACCAAUACUUCGCUGUCUAUGAGGAAUAUCCGCUGACUUAUAGGUCGAUGUACCUGGAACAUCGUUAUGAGGCCGUUCCAAUGUGUCAAGUUUGUCAGCGGCUCUGGAAUCUUGAGAAAUAUUCCAAGUCUAUUAAAGAAUUAGAUGAAUGGUUUUGGAAGAAAGAGUAUCAGUGUCAGGUUCCAACAGAUAUUUAAAGCUAAAUAUUUAAAAAAAUAGUUUUCUUAAACUGCUCGGAUAGAAAAAUCAAUUAAUGUAAUAUUUAUCUAAAAAAAAAGCUUAGAAUAUUCAUAUGCCAUAUUUUAUACCUGUAUGAAAGCAUUUUUUAUGUGACCUGUAAUUGUUAUGUACCGGAAGUUAAUCACACUAACCUCCUUUUUGUUUUCAUUUCUGUACGGCGUUGGCAACACCUUCAGAGACAUUUUAUAAACA